AUGAAACAGAUAUUAUUCCUUGUUUUAGCACUGUUAUUUGUGAUGGUUAAAGGGCAAAUCAAAUUAAAUCCUAAGAAAAUUAAUAUCACUGAAUUCAUGGAUGUCAUGCAAAAUUGCGGUAAUAAACUUGGCUUUGACAGAGAAUUCAAAUUAAGUUUUUUCGGAAGUCAAGAAGAUUUUAGCAAGACUUUGUGCUUAUCAUUUUGUGCACUACGAAAGCUUAAACUAUACAUCGUCGAGGAUGAAAUAACAAAGCAGCUAGCUAACGUUAAUUCAGAUGUACAUUUGAAGGUGAAAGAAGAAGUAAACAAAGCCCUCGAAAUUUGCAAAAGUCGUGAGUACAAGUUUUGCAAUGUCGAACUUAUUUCAUGA
This is a messenger RNA of Phymastichus coffea, 372 nucleotides long. RefSeq lists its product as uncharacterized. The record is from RefSeq and is a predicted model, not a curated record. Bases 1 to 372 code for a protein of 123 amino acids. Lineage: Eukaryota; Metazoa; Arthropoda; Insecta; Hymenoptera; Eulophidae. The transcript has 4 exons.